CAGUCUGGCAGGAGCGGGCCUCCUUCGUUGGAUCUUGGCUCCAUUCACUGCUCAUUCACUCACAGCAUCAGGCCCAACAGCGAGGAUCUCUCACGACCUUGUUGGGAUACCCAGCACUUGUUUGUUGUUGUAUUGGCAUUGGCGCCCCAUUAACUUUGGUUUAUAAAAGGAGCAGCAACAAGAGACGAUUUCAAGAUGUCUAUGAAACUAAGAGACCUUAUCCGCAAGGUCAGGGCUUGCAAGACGGCUGCCGAGGAGCGCGCAGUCAUUGCCAAGGAGUCGGCAAUGAUCAGGACAGCCAUUCGAGAAGAACAGGAGCAUUAUCGACACCGCAAUGUUGCGAAGCUUCUGUUUAUGCAUAUGCUCGGCUACCCAACCCACUUUGGUCAACUUGAGUGUAUGAAGCUGACAGCCUCUCCACACUUCCCUGAAAAGAGAAUUGGUUAUCUAGGCAUGAUGCUACUACUCUCAGAAGAAGCCGAUGUGCUCAUGUUGGCCACAAACUCGCUGAAGAAUGAUUUGAACGCGGACAACAAGUUUGUAGCUGGCUUGGCCCUCUGUGCCAUUGGAAAUCUAGCAACUGCCGAUAUGUCCAGGGACUUGGCUCCUGAGGUGGAUAAGCAUUUGAAAUCUCCAAUGCCAUAUUUGAGGAAAAAAGCCUGUCUUGCCAUGGUCAGGUGCCUGGCCAAGUGUCCCGAUAUGGUGGAAGAUUUUGUCGACCGGAUCGUCACGUUGCUGAAAGACAAGAGCCACGGAGUUUUAAUUACGGUGGCCCAGCUUAUGACUCAAGUCCUUAUGAUUGACUACCGCAACGCCGAAGAGGACGACGAGGAUCCGUUUUCUACCCAGUGUCGAGCUUCGUUCCUCCGCUUGGUGCCCACCUUAGUCAAGAUGCUUCGAAACCUUCUCAGCAGUGGCUUUUCUCCUGAUCAUGAUGUGGGUGGAAUUUCGGAUCCAUUCCUGCAGGUCCAGCUUUUGACAUUGCUUCGCCUUUUGGGAGUCAACAACGAAAAGGCCUCGGAAGCAAUGAACGAUGUGCUGGCUCAGGUGGCCACAAACACGGAAACAUCGAAAAAUGCCGGCAAUGCCAUUCUGUAUGAAUGUGUCCAGACUAUCAUGGGUGUAGAGAGCGAGGAUGGACUCCGCGUGCUUGCCGUCAACAUCCUGGGGCGAUUCCUUCUCAAUCGUGACAACAACAUCCGAUACGUUGCCUUGAACACUUUGGCGAGAUGCACUGUACAACAACAGCAAUCCGGGCGCGGAAGCACGGUACCAGCUGAUGAUGGUGGAAACAGCGCCUCAUCGGCUCUGCAACGUCAUAGACAGACGGUGGUGGACUGUCUGAAGGAUCCCGAUAUCAGUAUCCGCAUGAGAGCUCUCGAAUUGAUUUAUCACCUUGUCAAUCACGAAAACGUCGAGACGCUCACAGCCGAGCUUCUCAAUUACUUGGUUCUGUGUCCUCGGGAACACCGCGGGGAUAUUUGUACACGCGUGCUCCGCGUCGUGGAGCGAUACAGUCCAAACGAUCGAUGGAGGGUCGACACACUCAUCACUAUGCUAACCAUUGCUGGAAGAGAGUCAACACGGGACGUGCAAAGUGCUUGUGCAGUGUACAUUUCACGAGCUGCAGAAGACAUCCAUGCCUAUGCAACGCACAAGCUGUUGAAAGCUAUUAGAGACGACGACGGAACUCAGCGUGGUCUCCUUGCUGUGGGUAUUUGGUGCAUCGGCGAAUACGGCGAUCUACUCUUGCAACCCUACUCCUACACAGCUCCGAACGAGGUCGGCCCGGAUGGCAUGGACUCCUUGUCCAGUCCUGUCACUAUCACCUUUAUGGCAUUAGAGCCGAUCAACGUUGUGGACACCGUUCAUGAAGUCAUGUCAAGGCUCUCGUGUCCGCUCGAUGUGAAGCACCGAGCGCUUACCUGCUUUGCAAAGUUGAGCGACCGCUUCAGGGAUAAAGGAGAUGCGGCAGCUCUGGAGAAACUGCACACCCUUAUCAAAAAGCACGAAUCUUCGCACUCACUCGAACUGCAGUUACGGUCUUGUGAGUACGAUGCUUUGAUCAAUGCCACUAAGGGCAUUGCCAAGGCACCGAAGGUUAACAGCGAUGAUAUUUUUGGAGUGGAAAAUGGAGCUCCUCCCACCGUCACUGCAGCUGUCGUUCAAGCUGCGAAGGAGGCUUUGGCAAGAAUGCCCAUGGUUGACUUGAAGGUUCUGGAGAAAAAGCAGGCCACAAGCGAAAGCUUCGGUGCGGAUGGGGAUUCGGUUUCUACGCCAGCGGCAGUGGGAACCAAGUCUGGUGGUGGCGACUUGUUGGACUUUGAUAUGUUGGGUGGUGGGGAAGCAAGCGCCGCUCCACAACAGAAUGGCGGCCUCUUUGACAGCAAGCCUGCUGCCCAGGGUGAUGCUGGAAAGAGUGACAUGGAUCUUCUGUCCGAGAUUUUUGCUGCUCAGCCCGCGCCUGCACCAGCAGCGGGCGGCUACGACCCAUUCUCGGCUCCCCCUGCUCAGCAACAAGCCGCAGCAGCGCCAGUCGUUGUGAAUCCUCUCGACCUUUUUGGUGCCACCCCUGCGCCUGCUCCUCAACCAGCAGCACCAGCAGCAGUCAAUCCAAUGGAUUUGUUUGGUGCGCCCCCUAUUCAGCAGCAACAACAGCAACAGCCUUCGUCAGCAAGUGACCUCUUUGGGGCUCAACCCACCCCUGCAGCUCCCGCACCUGCUCCUCAGUCGAGCUCAAUUACGGUGCCUGGACCCAAUCAUUCAGGCUUGUCAAUAGAAUUCGAGUGCGUGAAACCUGAUCAAUGGAACAAACAGAAGUCUACCCUGUUGGCAAAAUUCACAAACCAGACCAAUGCCCCGAUAGUUGGGCUCAGUCUGCAGGUUGCAGUUCCCAAGUAUGUCACACUGGAAAUGCAACCACCAACAUCAACCACCGUGCCCCCCAGUGGAAAUAACAACAAGCAAGUGACUCAGACAAUUAAUGUGACGAAUUCUAUGCUGGGAACAAAGAACCUCAUGCUCAAGCUGAAGCUGGGGUUCACUGCAAACGGAGUCAAAAUUGAUCACAUGGCAACUCAGUCUGGGUUUCCCGCUGGCGAAUACUAAACUAUAGAUAAUGCAGCUUUGUGAUUUUUAACUUUUCUAGAAAGCCAUUAAACAUGC
Messenger RNA from Seminavis robusta, 3165 nucleotides. The record is from the annotation of a GenBank genome assembly. Lineage: Eukaryota; Bacillariophyta; Bacillariophyceae; Naviculales; Naviculaceae.